AUGGUAGAAUUGAAAGUCUUACUGCGCCUUUUCUAUGUCGCUUCCGCUGAGGAUCCAGCUGAUCAGCCUCCCUGUCAUAGGGCCUUAUCAGAUUACCGCUUGACGGAUAUUAUGUGGCAGAACGUUCAGUGGUUGUUCGGGUAUUCUACAAGUCAUAUGUCUGACUUGAUGGCGUUAGAUUCACUCGUGAUGACGACUUGGUCUGGAAAUAGUCUUCCCUACUCUGUACCAGGUUCUUCCCGAGGAAAUUCGGGCGUCAACCUCUUUGCAUAGGAUCUGACAUAAAACGGUAGCCUUAUGAAACGCCCAGGCAUAUGUUUCCCCCUUUUCUCUUGGUCGGCUCCGUCUUGCUGUUCUGGAUUUUUUACCCCGGAAAAUAUUAGUGGCGGUUACUUCAUCGUAACGCAAAGGAAGUCUUGCAGGUGGCCUCUUAAAAGGUGACUGUGAUAUUUUCUUGUUGCCAUCGAGGCAGUGUUAAUGGGUGUCUUGUGUCGGGCAUAUUGCCGCGUGGAGACGUUUAUAGCCGAUCUAUGUUUGUUUAAAGAUGUUGUUGCCCUUUUAGGAGCUUCCUGUCAGAUGGUAAAGCUGUUUCCUUGGGUGUACUAUAACUCUAGGUCUUUCAGAGGGACAGCUAUCUGAAAUCAUGGACCAUGUUCGGUGGACUCGCCGACAUACUGCUUUGCCAAACUACUCUGGAGAUUCGGCUAAGCUGGCUUCAAGCGAUGUGAUGGACGUUAAUAGGAUCAACCUAAGGGUUUUGCGUUAA
This is a messenger RNA of Porites lobata, 766 nucleotides long. The record is from the annotation of a GenBank genome assembly. NCBI's taxonomy places the organism in Eukaryota, Metazoa, Cnidaria, Anthozoa, Scleractinia, Poritidae.